Molecule: messenger RNA, 1575 nt
Organism: Ostertagia ostertagi
Lineage: Eukaryota; Metazoa; Nematoda; Chromadorea; Rhabditida; Trichostrongylidae
Source: the annotation of a GenBank genome assembly
UCAUCGCAGAGGGUCUAUGCAGCAGUCGCAUACUUAGUAUGUCGACCACUGAAAAAGCAACCCUUCAGUAACUUAAUAUUCGCGAAAGCAAAGUUGGCAGUUAUGAAGAAAACAUCCAUUCCAAGAUUGGAACUCCUGGGAUCCGUCUUGGCGGCAAAAUUAGUCCGUUUCCUUCGAAAACAGCUCAAAAUUACCCUUAGUUCAGUCCAAAUUCUAUCGGACUCACAAAUAGCUCUUUACUGGAUACAUUCCAAUAAACAGCUCAAAACGUUUGUCAACAAUAGGGUCAAAUACAUAAAAGAAGUAACGCAGGAAUUGUCGGAUGCAAACAUACCGUACAAGUUCCACUACGUCAACACAGACAGUAACCCAGCAGACUGUGCGACCAGAGGCUUGUCAGCUUCUGAGCUAUCAAGCCAUAUGUGGUGGCACGGCCCUAGCUUUAUACUCAACCAGCCUACAAAAUGGCCUAACACAGAUAUGGACUUCAGCGCUAAAACCAUUCCACCUAAGGAAGCGCAAGAAGAAUUCAAGUCCGUAAUAAACACAUCCAUUGACACUUAUAAAUCGUUUAUCCCAUUCAUUAAGACUAGUUCAUACGAAAAACUAGUUAGAAUAACUUCUUACGUUCUAAAAUACAUAUCCAUCCUCUGGCGGAAAGGCAGAAAAGGCGAGUCAACCGAGGAGAACAGCCAUAGGAUCAUCAUCUUGAUCAGAAAUUCUAACUUUCGCGAAACAUCUAAAUACCGCGAAGAAGUGCUUCAACUGCAAGGUCGCAUAGUCCAGCGUCUCCAGGUGUCGAUGUGCGACGAUGGAAUUUACCGUGGAGAUCUUCGAAUGGCAAAUGCAGAGAUCUUGGAUACAGCCAAGAACCCAAUUCUACUUUUGCCGAACCAUCAGCUUACCAGACUGAUCGUCACGGACUUCCAUCAGAAGCUAUUCCACGCCGGAGUUUCACACCUCAUAUCCGAACUCAGAAAUCAUUACCUCAUUCCGAGGGUUCGGAGAGUGGUCAACGCUGUCGUCAGAAGAUGUGUAGUUUGCAGGAGACACCAAGGAAGAUCCUUCUCGUAUCCUCGCAUUCCUGACUUACCAAGCCAGAGAAGGCCACACUUAACACAAGGCCAAUUACUCCGGUUACCACGGACUCAACGGAAGAUUCGUUUGUACUACGGCCAAUCGACCUCAUUGACCCCUAUUUCACACCUCCCAACUCAGGAGCAUUCAAAUUCAAGUGACCGAUCAAUAAUCUCGAACUCACAUGAAGAAAUCAUCAAUUCGUAUGUAUUACUACAGGACACCCUAGAUACAUUCUGGAACCAUUGGCAGAAGGAAUACCUUCAGAACCUUGCGGAAAGAAAUCAAAAAAGAUCAACUCUCAGACAAGGUGCCAAAUACAUGCCAAAAGUCGGUGAUGUAGUACUCAUCAAAACGGAGAAUACACAAAGGUCGCAAUGGCCACUAGGUCUCAUAAUACAAAUCAAUGAAUCAGUCGAUGGAUCAGUUCGAUCAGUAAGGAUAAAAACAGGAAAUAACAAAGUUCUCGAUCGAUCAGUCAAUCAGCUGAUCCCUCUG